GACGGCGUCGAGGGUGUGACGGACGCCGACGUUGCUGCUUUUCCACGCCCACGCAACUUGAGCGUGAUUGUGGAGGGGCAGUCCGUCCAUUACGGCGGCGCAGCAGCAGCAGGUGCCCAACUGGGCCUUCAUCGGGAGCAGCAACAACAGCAACAACAGCAGCAAGCAGCAGGCGAUAACGACGCCAACACCAACACCAACGCCAGCACCAACGUCAACAACGAAGCCAACAGCAGCAGCAGCAACGCUGGAGAGAAGCGCUCACUGAGCGGAAAACGCUCCGUGUUUGAGCUCUUCCAGCGCCAGCACCACCAGCAGCACGGACACUCGUCACUGGCACUGGUGUGGAGCGCCAUCCGCCAUGCCGGUACCCAUCACCCUGCGGGGGGCGAGGAGCCUCCUGCCGAACACCAAGCGGGGGACAAUGAGCCAGGAGCAGGCACACCAAGUGCGAUCGCGGUGGGUGCGUCGGCAGGUACGGCAGCAGGUGAAGAAACAGCAGCACAUGGUGCGCAACAUGCAUCUCCGGUCAACGGCACAGCUGUCGUGCACGUGCCCGGCCUGAACGGCACCCAGGACCACCGAGGCAGCCAUGCAGCCCAGCCUGCGGCGGCUGGGAGCAAGGAGCUGCUCCCCGGAUCAACACCUGUGCUGCCGCAGGCGCAAGGCCAGCAGGUGGCCGCAGGAGGCAGCCGCAGCCAGAGCCGCCUGUCUGACCGCAGCCCCUCGGGGCUGGCCAGCGGCCUGUCGUACCCCGUCACGUCCGAUAGCGUGGUUGUGGCCGGCGGGGAUGAGAACCGGACGGAGUCGGGCAAAAGCCGUGCGGGCGGGCGCGCAGCAGCUAGAGGCGGCAAGGUUGGCGGUAGGGGCGGUAAGCGUGGUAAAGGUGGCGGCGGCGUCCGUGCGCCGUUGUUCGCCGUGAACAUGCGAACGGCCUCGGGGCGCCGGCAUGUGCCGCUGGUGCUGCGGCCGUGUUUUUGCGGCGUGACGCACAUGACAUCCUCGAAUCAGUUCGUACGGGGUUUGCUGAAGGAUCGGAAGGAACGGGGAGAGCACGAAAUGGACGCCGCAGAGUUCUUCUGGUUUGGAAAGCCCAAGUUGAUGACCAUCCUCUUCACGCUCGCCUACUUCGAGAACUCGCUCUCCAUUGCCAUCUGUAUCUUUACCCUGGCUGGGACGUAUCGGUCCGCGGGCACCUGGGAGGGAGUUCCCUUGUUCGCCGUCGUACUGCAGCUGGUGCUGGACAUCCUGCUGAUGCCGCAGGUGAGCUUCAACGUACUACCGCUGUACGCGCUCAUUCAGCCGCUGGGCAGCCACUGCCCGUCGAAGUGGCUCGAAAAGUUUAUGAAGAAACACUACAACCCCAAGCAGUACAAGCGUGUUCAGCGCUUGCUCGACAGAUACGACCCUCCUGUGAACCCACCGCCCCCGGCGAAGCCCAGCGGCUUCUUCUCCCGCCUCAGCACCGCAAUCCUGCUGGCAACACGCCGUGGCCACAGCGGACAGCAGCCGGCGAGGGCUCAGCAGGGAACUCAGUUGAGCAGCCUGACGGACAUGGCUGCAUGGCGCCGGUACCUGGAGGGGAGGCAGGGGUCUGCGGGACUCAACGGGCGGCAGGACCCCCCGCAGAGCUCCGGCCAGGCGGCGGCGGUGGCGGGAAGUUCGGGACGGCAGCCAGGGCUGGGCCGCAUGCAAAACAGCUCUGCCGCGGCGGGCGAGCGGAGCGGCGGCGGCGGCGGCCCCUCCUCCGCAACCACCGCCACUGCCGCCGGCCCUCAUCCCCGCAGCAGGCUAGGCGGCGACGCGGCUGGAUUCAUGCCGCAUGGCGCCACACCUCAGGCCUCCGGACAUGCUGUAGGCGGCGGCAGCGGCGGCGAUGCAAGCAGUUCCUCCUCAGCAGCUGCUGCUGCCGGGGUGGUGGGUGUGCAGCUGCAGGAGCAUCCCAGUGCGGCCCUGAGCAGCCUGCCCAGCGGCGUGACGGACACCAGCCGCACCAUGAGCGGAGCGUCGUACACGCGGGAUCCGGAUGCCAUGCAAGUGAUGCUGCAUAGCAUGUACAAGAAGGCACUGGAACGCCAGCGGGCUACGGCAGCAAGAGCACAAACGAGCGCUGGCGGCGUGGGUGAAACCUCGAGCCCAGCAGCAGCUCGUGGCCGGCAAGGAGAGGACGAGCCUGGGCACCCUGUCUAGGCCCGCGCGCGUUUUCUAUUCGUCGUUAAUCCUAUGCAUUCAUAAAUACAUACGGGCCAAGUAGAUUCAUGUGGCCCACCUGUCGCCCACCUGUCGCCUCGUUCCUUGUUCAGGGUUUUCGGUUAUUGACCGUGUUUCCGUCGUACUCUGUCUUGGGGUAUUGGGCAGUGGAUGACUUGUGUGUUGAGGGUAUUAGGCAACCUGUGACUUUUGUCCUGCAACUUAACAGGAUGCAACGCGUGGCCCUGACCGGCAACUUAAUCGGAUGCUUCUUAUAUAGCAAUAAUCACUGCAGUUUCUAAUGUCCGGCGCCUUUGCGUUUCCUGGAUACCGGUAUUGGCUAGGACAAAACCUUGCUGCAUCCUUCGUCGUUUUGCGUUCCUCCUUCCCAUUGCCGGGCAUAGUCCUAAGUAAGUGUAGCAUGUGUCUGUUAGUUUGGUGGGUUUCGGUUAGCUGUGCCUUGUCAUCCUUGCACAUUUAUCUGGCACAUGUCUCGGCGUUGUCAAGACAGUUACAGGAGGCAGGAAAUCAUAAGAGCUUGGCAUUACCAGCCACGGUUCCUUGCUCAUGGUUACAGGCAGGCAGGAAAACAGUAAGGAAGCCGCCCGCGUCGCCGAUGCCUAGGCAACAGUAAGGCACCCGCCAUGAACUUGGGCGCAUUGCGCGCAAUGGAAAUUACGCUGAAAAUGGGC
Astrephomene gubernaculifera is the source of this 2882-nucleotide messenger RNA. The record is from the annotation of a GenBank genome assembly. NCBI's taxonomy places the organism in Eukaryota, Viridiplantae, Chlorophyta, Chlorophyceae, Chlamydomonadales, Astrephomenaceae.